Petromyzon marinus (sea lamprey) is the source of this 1604-nucleotide messenger RNA. RefSeq names its product non-structural maintenance of chromosomes element 3 homolog. Gene Ontology annotation, cellular component: nucleus. Lineage: Eukaryota; Metazoa; Chordata; Hyperoartia; Petromyzontiformes; Petromyzontidae. The record is from RefSeq and is a predicted model, not a curated record.
ACCUUUUAUGCCUCAGUUCCAUGUUGCACAGCGGACGAGGCGCACAACCGCGGCCUGGGCUUGGCCUCGACUGGCUGGCGUCUUCCCGCCCUCUCGUUUAAAAGUAGCGAGUGUUUUAUUUUGUUAUUAAACGGUAAUUCGUUUUCUUCUUUAUAUAUAAAAUAUUACUUUCUAACAAGUUACGAGGAGCGUUUCAUUGGUUCAUCAGCUAUGGCGCACAGCCGGACCGAGAAGAGUAAAGUCCCCGCGUCGCAAAAAAAACGGAACCGAACGAACGAGGACGACGAUGAACCAGAUUCCUCCAAGCUGAGCAGUCGGGUGCAGUGCGCGGAGCAGAAAAUCUCGCCGAAGCAACUUGAACAGAAAGUGAGCGAGGUGAUACAGUACAUCCUGACUGUAGACCAGAAGAAGAUCCCUAUAAAAAAAUCAGAUAUCAGCAAGAACGUGCUGAAGGACCACCGUUAUCUCAUCAACACGGUGAUGAAGAUGGUGACCAAGAAGAUGAAUGAGGUGUUUGGGAUGGACUUGGUGGAGAUUGACUCCAAGUUGCACUCUUUCAUCCUCGUCAAUAAGAUUCCCAAUGCUGGGGAAGCCUUAGCUGACAGUGCGAACAAGAAGCUGGGGCUGCUCAUGAUCCUGCUCAGCAUCAUCUUCAUGAAGGGCGGCGUCCUCAAGUGUGCAAAGCUGUGGUAUGUGCUAAAGAAGUUUGGAAUCGAUCAGAGCACGCACCACAUCGUGUUCGGAGACGUCAAGAAGCUCAUCAUGGAGGAGUUUGUGCGGCAAAAGUACCUUCAGUGCUCGCGCGUGCCGCACACGGACGUCCCGGAGUUUGAAUUCCGCUGGGGCGCCCGCGCCGAGUGCGAGGUGCCCAAGAUGAAGGUGCUCGAGUUCACGGCCAAGAUGUACCGCAACGCGCCCACGGACUGGUCCUCGCAGUACAAAGAGGCGGUUGAGGCGCAGAGCUGAGCACAGGAAACUCAGCCAGGUGUGUGACGGCCACACACUCGUGCGGGCUGUAGAGGUCGUACCAGGAGUGUGCGGGGGUGUCACGGUCCACGCUCGACAAUUUACUCCUCCCAUUCGAAUACAAACGAGCUCGAUCCAUGCUGCACGCACCUGCGCGAUUGUUAAACGCAUCCCACGCUACGCGCUAAGCCAUCAACGCUGCUUGUAUACACGCACACACCGAGAUCUUAAUUUGAAUGGGGGGGGCAAGGAGGAAUUUAGUGGAAUCCUGUGGUUCCUCCUCGCGCCUCUUCAGUGGUUCUCGUUGAGAGGGAGCGAAUACCAUAUGGCUGCACGUUACAAGCUUAAGUUAUUAUUAUUGCAGACAAUAUAUUGGCUGAACUUUCAUUUUGACAGGGCAAAAAUGGCAUGACUGUGCGAUGCCUUAAAAACACUUGCAAAUAGUUCAAAUAUGACCCGUUUUCCAUGUAGCCAUUCCGUGUAAAUAUGUGAAUAACUUUUUUACAUUUAACGCAUUUUCUGUGAGCGAAUGGGGCAGCGUUGCAGCGUUUUGAUUCUUUGUGAGCACGUCCGACCCACGCUUGACCUUAUUCACACGUGACGGAGAACGCUCUAAUAAACUUUACUUUUCGUCACAA